Messenger RNA from Vanessa atalanta (red admiral), 2243 nucleotides. Its product is annotated as nucleolar protein 12. The transcript is spliced from 6 exons. NCBI's taxonomy places the organism in Eukaryota, Metazoa, Arthropoda, Insecta, Lepidoptera, Nymphalidae. The record is from RefSeq and is a predicted model, not a curated record. The coding region runs from base 85 to 2157 and encodes 690 amino acids. Gene Ontology annotation, molecular function: mRNA binding.
GAUCACAUUGGUUUUAAGUCAAAAAUACCAUGUGGGUUUGUUAUCAAGUUGACAAAAGGUAUUUUCAAAUAUAGUUGAAAUAAUAUGGAUUACGUAGUAGGCAGUGUCGCUGCCUUGAUUUCAGGUAAUGUAACACCAAAUCGCCCCAAGAAGUUAAAAAAAGCCGGUACACCUAUGAAACAUCAACCUUCGCCCAAUGUGACACCAAAGAGUGAAUUUGUGGAAGAUAGGUCGAUAUUUCUAUCACCGUCGAUGCAAAAGAAAAAGGCUAUAGUAAAAAAAUCACCCAAAAGAAUAUUCCAGAAUCCAGAUUUGGAUGUUACUAAAGAAGAUGACGGUAACAUAAGUUUGACAAGCCCUAAGGCUGAUAAAGUGAAAAAACAUCUUAAAGAAGAGUUAGAGGCUAAUUGUACAGUAGAUCAAGUUAUGUUAAGCCCUAAAUCACCGGAUAGUGAGCAAGAAAAUCUUCGAUCACCUUCAUUGAAGAAAAAAAUGAAAGUGGAUCAAACCGAAAGCAAUGCCAAUACAAAUGAAAUCACACCCAAAAAAAAGAAAAAACAGCGCAACUCAAUGGUAGAAUCUCAAUGUUUGUUACCGAUUGACGAAAACGUAAUAAAAAAUAAUGAUGAAGAAAAUCUAACAAAAAAUACAGAAGUCACUCAAAAUGAGAGUCCUACUAAGAAAAAGAAAAAAUCCAACUCUGUAGCAGAAGAAGAAAUUGAGAAAGUACCUGAUGCAAACACUCCCCAAGAUGAAAAACAGAAAAGCAGAAAGAAGAAAAAGAAUAAACUCCCUCUAGAUCCAGCAGUAACUGAAGUGACAAAUCCAUUAGAAUCAAAAAGCCCAAAAAAGAAAAAUAGAAAAAAUAAAAACAAAAAAUCAAAUGGCACCAAUGUUGAAUCUAAAAAUAUUAACUUAAAUGCAGUUUCUGAUAAAGAUACUAAUGCAGAAGCCAUACAAGAUAAACUAGAAUCAAAAGAUGUGACAAAUGCAUUAGAAUCACAAAGCCCUAAGAAGAAAAAUAAAAAAAAUAAAAAUAAGAAAUCAGAUGACACAAACAUAGAAUCUGAAAAUGUAAAUAUUAACUCAAAUGCAGUUACUAAUAAAGAUUCUGAUUCAGAACACGAAUCGGAUAAUGAAAUAGAAUCAGAGAAUGAGGAAAUCAAUAAAAAAGCCCUUGAGACAGCUCCCGCGGAAGAUAGUUCAGAGGAUGAAGCAGAAAAGCCUGUAAAGCCUAAAAAGGUGGAAAAUAAAAAAGAAGUAAUCACAGAAGAAGAAAUCAAGAGGACAAUUUUUGUAGGCAAUGUUCCCUUCAGUAGUAAAUGUAAGAAGGAAAUCAAGAAAAUCUUCAGUCAGUAUGGUCAGAUAGAAACAGUCAGAAUUCGCACGGUACCAGUUAAAGACGCAAGAGUGACACCCAAAAUGGCUGUGAUCAAAAACGAACUGCACCCUGACAGGAGUACAGUGAAUGUAUAUGUGAAAUAUGCUGAUACCGCUUCCGUUGACAAGGCACUAGCAGCUAAUAAUACCGUGCUCAAUGAGCAUCACCUUCGUGUGUCUCGUAGUGAUACGACGGGGGCAGCUCAUGAUCCCAAAUGUUCAGUGUUUGUUGGUAACAUACCAUUUGCAUUGGAAGAUGAAACACUUAGAGCAACAUUUGAAAAGUGCGGUGAGAUAGAAUCAGUCAGGAUCAUUAGAGACAAGAAAACAAAUGCUGGAAAAGGUUUUGGUUACAUAAAUUUCUCAUCGAAAGACGGCGUAGAAUUAGCACUUGCGCUUACAGAUGAGGAUCUUACAAUAAAAAAUAGAAUUAUGAGAGUGAAGAGAUGCACUCAAGCUGAACAGAGGAAGACAGGGAAACCUGACAGACGAAUCCAAAGUCAACCUCCUGGAAAUCAAUUUGGGAGAGGCAGGUUCCCUGACAAACAAAGUGAUGAAAAGAAUGGCGGUGCAUAUAGACGAGUAAUGAACAAAAGGAGACAUCAGGAUGGUAACGAUGGACCGCCGAAUAAGCGCCAGAACAUGAACCAGCCUUAUAAAGAGAAGAAAACGAGGAAGGAGUUUGUUGGAAUUACAGCAGAAAAGAAAAAGAAACAAAAAUUCAACAAGGGAUUGAAGAAGAAGAAAGCUUUGAGUGAAAUAUUAACAAAAAAGUAGUUUUAUCUACAUUUGUGUGAUAAUUGAUACGUAUUGUAAGUUAUUUUUAUGCUAAUAUUUUAUCAUAAUAAACUUGUUAAUUUGAC